CGCAAAACUCAAAUCCACAGUAUCACUGUCUUUUCAGUACAGAAUUCACAGAAUGAGCAUACAGGAUGCAGUGCAAUACUGUAAAGCAGUCCCAGAACACUUUGGAGUCAGAACAGAUGAUCUGUUGAUUAACUUCUGCAGGGUUGUGCCUGAAAAGUUCUGCGUUGCGUUGUACAGCGCCGGUCACAAAGACUGGAGAUCAUUUGGACGUGCAGCACUGGACAUGGAAGCUAAGCUUCAUGUCCAGGCCCCCUCCAGUGACAGGAGGAGAGGCGCCUUCCCUCGCGGUGGCAGAAAGGGAAAGGCGGCCUUUGCAUAUGCGGGGUCUGGGUCAGCCUCUGACACAGGUUCCCAGCCUGGUACACCGCCAACUGGGACUGUUUCAGCUGCUGUUCCAGAUGUUGCAGCAGUGGUCCAGCAGCUGCAGGCUGCGCUGGGGGCCUUCCAAAAGGCCGGAUCUGCCUCCAGCACAGCCUCCAGCAGUAAGGGGAAGAGCCAAGGACGUCGCUCUUCAACCCCUGCCCGGCGCCCUAAUUUGCCACGUGACGUCCACUUCCCAGCAGACCCUCUGAACCCCAACACUCUCCCAUGGCAUGAUCUGAAGAUCCAGGAGGGAGUGUGGAGGAAGAGGAAGGAGAGAGUUGUCUGCUUGAGCUCAGUCAAAAAACUGAAGCUGAACCUGGAGACAGCAGUUCCCUCCAGUGCUGCAACUGCAUCUGCAGCUGCAGCAGCUUCAGUUGAGACUUUUUCCUUCCCAUCCAGUGUGGGAGCUGCGCGGGCAGCAUCCUUUACCUAUGAGGAUCCUGACCCGGAUCAGGAACCGGACCAGUCUAAGUGUCAGGCUCUUGCUGCUUUUUUCUUUCAUUUGAAAGAACAAAAGCAGAACAAGUCUGAUCUCAUCCUGCUUCGGCCCCUGAUCAACCAUCGUAGGAUCAAAGGGCUACUAGACUGUGGAGCCACUCGCAACUUCAUGUCUCCCAGUGCAGUCCAAAAACUGCAUCUGGGCAUGAAAGUGGUGCAGCUGCAGCAACCGCUGCAGGUCCGCAUUGGGGACUCCACUGUUCUGACCAUCAGGGAGAAGGUUAGGGGCAUCCUUGUUACCUUCGACAGUGCUGGAGAAGUCAGACAUAGUCUGAACUUCUACAUCUUCCCUGACCUACCCUUUGACCUUGUGUUCUCUAUGCAGUGGCUGAGAGCAGUCAACCCAAGGAUCGACUGGCAGAUCCCCAAGGUUGAACUGCCAAACAGCAAGGGGGUAUAUCAGCCUUGUAUGCUUGCAGCUGAUUACCACCCUCAGACACCUUGCUUCUGCCUGAGAGCGAGAGAGUUCUAUACUCUCUCUCGCCAGUAUGAUCAUGAGCAUCUGUUCAUCGCCCUGGUAAAGCAGACAGACGCUCCCUCUACUCCCUGUCCUCCUGAGAUACAGCAGGUUGUGGACCAGUAUGUUGAUAUGAUGCAGGAGCCCUUUGGGUUACCCAGCCGGCCAACCAAGCAUCGUAUUGAGCUGCUGCCUGGAGCGGUCCCUCCCAAGGGCCGCAUCUACAAGAUGUCACCUGCUGAGCUCGAGGAGCUCAGGCGACAGCUUGAGACCCUGACCAGCAAAGGCUGGAUCACGCCCAACACUUCUGAAUUCGGUGCUCUAGUCCUCUUUGUCCCAAAGGGGAGUGGGGAAUUCAGAAUGUGCAUCGACUACAGGGGUCUCAACAAGAUCACUAGGAAGAGCACAGAGCCACUUCCUAGGAUCGACGACCUUCUGGAUAUGGUCCAGGGCUACCCAUCUUCAGCAAAGUCGACCUCAAAUCUGGCUACCACCAGAUUGAGAUGGCAGAGGAGGACGUCCACAAGACGACCUUCAAAACCAGAUCUGUUGUACACUUACAGCAGAGGAGAGGAACGCUUGUGCAUCCCUGAGGACCAGCAGUUGAGGACACUGCUGAUGUCAGAGUGCCACGAUGCGCAUGGACACUUUGGGUUCCUAAAGUCAUAUGCAGCCCUGUCGCAGCGCUUCUUCUGGAAGGAGAUGCGGAGUGAUAUGUUGCGCUAUGGGGAUACAUGUGAGCUCUGCCAAAGGAACAAGGUUCAGCAGAAACCUCCUUUGGGAUUGCUCAAACCUCUGCCCAUACCUGAUGGUCCUGCCCAAUCUGUAUCCAUUGACUUUACAGACUUAGGCAAGACUACCCCUCGUGGCAUGCGUCAGGUCAUGGUCUGCGUGGACAGGUUCUCCAAAUACGCAGAGUUCAUCCCCUUGCCAGAGGUAGCCAGGGUACCGGCUGUGAGAGCAGCCUUUUCUGAGAGGUGGGUCACACACCAUGGACCGCCCACCUCUAUUGUCAGUGAUAGAGACCCCAGAUUCUGCAGCGAUGAGCGGCAGUCCUAUUGCAAGGACUAUCUGCAGUCACGCCUGGACAUGACUUCUGGUCGUCAUCCUGAAGCCAAUGGAUUGGCCGAAGUGAUGAACCAGGUCCUGUUCCAUUUGCUACGUCAUGUGAUCUCUCCUGAUCAGCAGGACUGGGAUCUCCACUUAGCGAGGGCACAACUCAUGUAUAACAUGUCUGUCCACUCCUCGACAGGGUUAAGUCCCUACCGGUUACAUUGGGGACGUGAACCACGACAGCCUCUCGAUGAUAUCAUCGAUAAGGCUAAGCCUGACCUUACCCCAGGCACUGCAGAGUUCGCCAGACGCUAUCAUCUGGAUGUGGAGAGAGCCCGUGCGAACUUGUUCAAGGCCCAAAAGGCCAUGAUUGAACAAGCAAACCGCCACAGACGACCUUCCCCUAUCCGCACUGGUGACUAUGUAUGGGUGGCCAGUUCUGAGUUGUCGAGGGAGGAGGAUAUCUCUCCCAAGCUACUGCCACGCUACGUGGGUGAUGGAUGCACCCGAUUGUGUGUCGUUAUCGGAAUCCAUAGUGCAAUUCUGUUGCGCCAUGGCAUCGGGUGUGAUCCCAUGGGCGACGCCGAGAUGGUGGAUAAGGAGAAGGACGGGAGGGACAUGGGAGGAUCUCCGACAGGUUGACGAUGCGGCGGCGGGCUACUACAAGGAGAAGCUGUGGAGUGGAGUAGUCAAUGGCGCGCGUCGGCUGUCUGCUGGAGGUUUCCCGCCUGUCCAUCGUCGUCUUCCUCACCGUUCGUCGUUUUUGUCUGCUGCCAGGACCUUGCACAACGACGCACACGUGGAACAACACGACAAGGAGCAGGAGGAGAGUGGCCAGCAGCAGGAGGAGGAACCGUCGGAGGACGUUUGCCAUGAAUGGCAACUUGCGAGGCGUGUACCAAAACAAAGCUUGCAUCAAUGC
Messenger RNA from Chara braunii, 3293 nucleotides. The record is from the annotation of a GenBank genome assembly. NCBI's taxonomy places the organism in Eukaryota, Viridiplantae, Streptophyta, Charophyceae, Charales, Characeae.